GCAGGAUCCUUUUAGACUCAAAAUAUUCCUGAAAUGAACAACAAGCUUUGUGAUGGUGCCUGGCACACAAUUAAAGCUGAGAAGAUAAAGAAUGUUGUGAUACUGACUGUAGACAACAAAGAACCUAUCCCUGAAAACAGUGCUGGUACAGCCACUUCAGCUGAUACAAACAAUCCCAUAUAUCUUGGUGGAAAACCAGAUGACAUCACAAAGGGCGUAAGAGCAAAGGGAGACUACAAAGGUUGUAUGCGAAAUCUCUUGAUCAACGGGAAAUAUCAAUAUCUCAGUACUGGAAUUGCCUUCAAGGACGUCAGUCUAGAAUCAUGCCCAGUAAACUAAAAAACGAGACAAACACAAAUGCUCAGUUCAGCGGACAAUGAAUAAAUUAGAAAUGGUUUCUCUGUUUUUACAUAGGAACCAGUGAUAUAAUGCUCACUUUUAAUUUGUAAUUUUGCUUUUUAAACUUACUUAUCCUAUAGGUGCAAUUUUGUACUAGAUGCAUAACAUCUAAUUAUCAUGUCAAACAACAGGAAUGACAAAUUAUUUGCAUUAGCACUGUAAACACACUUUUAUGAUUUAUGUUAGCAACUACCUCUGUUGAAUUUCUUAUCUAGUCAUUUUUUUUUAGAAAUAAUAGCGAUAUUUAGUAUGGUACUGUUUUCACCAGGCCAUUUUACACUAGAGUAUUAAAUAAAAUGAGAAAUGUAAAGAGAGUGAAACAUAAUUUUGACCAUACUGAGAGAAGUGCAAUAACUAUGUAAAAAAGUGUGGCGAUAACUGUCUAAAGAUUGGUUAAAUUUGUUGUAGCAAUGACAUUGUUUUUGCAAAUACAAAUGUAAUUCAAUGUCUUGGGAUGAUGUUUUUAUUUUCAUUUGUUUCGCCUUUUUUAUAUGACAAUGAAUAAAACCAUUAAAGCUUCUCAUUUGUAGUUUGGGUGAAAAAAAAAAUUAUUAUUUUUUAUCAUUAUCUUGGUUUGGAGUUGAUAUAAAAUGUAUAUCUCAAAUUGAUGAGUAAAAAUUUGAUACCAAAUACCUAUGAAAACCUAUGCAGAUUUUUUUUUUCAUCUUUUCCCCUUUUUAGAUGCUCAUCUCUAAUCAGGACAUUAUUUUUUUGAUUUUGCAAGAGUUAAUACAUGUACUAAGUUCCUGAUUACAAAAAUCAGUUUUAAAAAAUAUUGAAACAGCUCUGUCACAAAAAGAAAAAAAGAAAAUAAAACAGUUUGUUUGCGAGUUGCUUUAAGGUUUCAUAUUGACAAAAGAAAAUUACAUGUAAAACAUGUGCUGGUACUCUAGUGAAUAAUACCUUGUGCUGAAAGCAUGUUGCUUUAGUCUUUAAUAGAUAUAAAUUAGGCCAGUAUUUUGAUAUUAAGUCAGUAGUCGGCUUUUAAUAUAAAGUUUGAUCACAUGAAAUCCAUAACUGUAGAGCAUAAUAGCUUUGGGUAAUUGAAAUAAAUUAUGUUUUGCUUGAAUAAACUAGAGGGUGGAUUUAGUUUUCAUUCAUUUUAUACCCUCCUCCCCAAGUUGCAUUUUAAUACAAAGCAAAAUUGAGAGAAAGGAAAAUCAGAAUUUAAGUUAUAAGAAAAGAGGAGUUACUACUGUGGAAAUGAAAAUGAUUAACAAAGACUAUCUUCAUUGAAAAUGAUGAAUUUUAUCAUAUUGUACGGGAUGACAGUAAAAUGUUUUAAGAGCUUUUAACUGAAAAAUUCUUUCCAAGAAUUUAUUAGGAUUCUUUUUUGAAUGCCUAUCUUAACAUAUUUUUUAUGCAGAGUGGGAUUGGGUCUGGGAUGAGGGGCAUGGGAUGGUGAAGGGAGGAAGCACACAUUUUAAUGUACAUCUAAGUUGUAAAAGUGUUUAAAAUGUAUUCUGCAAUCCAUGAGGACUUUUACAUUUAAUUGUAAAAAGCAAGCAUGUUUUAGAUGAACUCUUUUAUAUUUUGGGUGGGUAGGGUUGGUCUUGGGAAUAUUUUAACAAUAUGGAAUGCCUUUUUUAAGCUAGAACCUUUGGAACUCCAGAUUACCUUGCUGGCAGUAAAACAAAUUUCACACUUUAUUGUUGAUAUUUUAACUGUUACCAUGGUAAUCUUCACCUGCUGAUAUUUUCUUUGUUUUCUUGUUCAUAUACAUUCUGUACAAUAUACGUUAUUUUCUAAAAGUAAUCCAGAAUAAGCUGUUAAUUUUACAGUGUAGACUGUUAAUGAUUUAAUUAUUUUUAUGUUCAAGAGUUACUUACAUGAAUUUUAUGGCUUACUAGUAGAUAACAUACAUGUUUGAUGAAAGGAACCUAUUUCAUAAAACUGAUAAAUUGUAUUCAUAUAUUAUUUCUGUCAAACUAAAUUUGUAGAAUUUAAUAUGAGGAAAUUACAGUGAGUAAAUUAUUUUUGAAUCCAAGAUUACCAAGAUUAUGUAGACAAUCUCAGCAGGGUGCUUUAAUUAAAGGAAGAUUAUGCAUUUCAUAUUGAAGAAACUUUAUUAGUGUUAAUGAUAAAACAAUAGCUCCAUUUACAGUUAACACUCAAAAUAAGUAUUCUCUUACAUGUAUCAUUGUUUUUUAACAUAUGUUUGCAUAUAAUGUGCACUUACAUUGAACUUUUGGAAACAUUUUUAUUCUACCUUAAUAACCAUUUGUUAUGUGAUAUAUUGUAAUAAACACCUGCAAUUUUAUAAAUGUUUAUUAUGAAGUACAGACUGUAUUAAAAUGAAAAAAACAAAAUAAAUUUCAAAGCGAAUAAAA
Molecule: messenger RNA, 2729 nt
Organism: Mercenaria mercenaria
Lineage: Eukaryota; Metazoa; Mollusca; Bivalvia; Venerida; Veneridae
Product: laminin subunit alpha-1-like
Exons: 3
Coding region: 34-339 (101 amino acids)
Source: RefSeq, a predicted model, not a curated record